This is a messenger RNA of Podospora anserina S mat+, 639 nucleotides long. RefSeq lists its product as uncharacterized. The record is from RefSeq and is a predicted model, not a curated record. The transcript has a single exon. Lineage: Eukaryota; Fungi; Ascomycota; Sordariomycetes; Sordariales; Podosporaceae. Bases 1 to 639 code for a protein of 212 amino acids.
AUGAUUGAGGCUAUAUCUGAAGAAAUCAUCACCGCAUUUGCACAGGUUCUGUACGUGCGAUCAAUGGCUGUCGAGUUGGACCAAAUUGGCGCAGCCGCCAUGGAUUCGGCACAACCCAUCGGACUGAACAUUCUUAUCCCUUUCGAUCAUUACCUCGCCAAUACCGACCUGCAGAUAUUUACUUCCAACAUAGCUGCCAGUGUUUCUACGCAGAUGCGAGCCAAGAACCCCGGAGACAAUGCCAACCUGACCCUGAUCCCCGGGGAUGUCUUCGUUAACGAAGCUUACAUUCAAGUUCAUUGGCCCUGGUUGACUCUCUUUGUGGUCGAGACACUUAUGGCUACCGGGCUGCUGGCUCUCACGAUUAUGAUGACCAAAGACGAACCGCUGUACAAGAGUUCCGCGUUGGCAUUGCUCAAGCAUAGAAUUCCGGGUUGGGAGGAAGAUGGGAGCAGUAGCAAGGUGUCUAUCAAGCGUGGCUCUCAAGUGGUCGAUUACGAAGUUGAGGUGAAGCAAUCGGUCAUAGAAGUCAGGGACACAGAGAAGCGGUUGAAAGAUAGCGCGCGGGAUGUGUUGGUUCAGUUCGACCGGGGAAGUGCAGGAGAAACGAUUAUUACUACACGAGCAAGGGCAAAAUAG